Nematocida homosporus is the source of this 519-nucleotide messenger RNA. RefSeq lists its product as uncharacterized. The coding region runs from base 1 to 519 and encodes 172 amino acids. The transcript has a single exon. The record is from RefSeq and is a predicted model, not a curated record. NCBI's taxonomy places the organism in Eukaryota, Fungi, Microsporidia.
AUGAAAAAACUGCUCUUGAUUUUGACACUCGGUCUUUGCCUUUCUUUAGUCAGUUGUGCCACCAUAAUAGACCCAAAUGAUUCAAACGAAUCUGAAGAAAAGAAACCUAACAUCAUCAUGCGUAUAUUUACGGCUAUCAUUAACUUCUUCAAAAACUUAUGGCCUUCUUCUUCCUCUAAUACGGAUGCUGAUUCAGCUAAUCCUUCCGAAGCCAACAAUUCGGCCAACACUGCGAUUAUCCUUGGUACUUCACCAUCGGCCCAAUCCAAAGAUGCACCUAAACACUCGCCCAAGGAUUCACACAAAGAUGCACCUAAACACUCGCCCAAGGAUUCACACAAAGAUGCACCUAAACACUCGCCCAAGGAUUCACACAAAGAUGCACCUAAAUCCUCUCCAAACCCCCAUAAAGACACCGAUCUUGAUGACCAUGAUAAGUCCAGCAGUUCCGAUAAGUCCGCUACUCCAGCCAAGCCAGCCAAUCCUUCCCCCAAAGAAUCCAAGCCAAAGAAAGAAUAG